Molecule: messenger RNA, 1758 nt
Organism: Monopterus albus (swamp eel)
Lineage: Eukaryota; Metazoa; Chordata; Actinopteri; Synbranchiformes; Synbranchidae
Product: choline-phosphate cytidylyltransferase B-like
Exons: 8
Coding region: 657-1754 (365 amino acids)
Biological process (GO): CDP-choline pathway
Molecular function (GO): choline-phosphate cytidylyltransferase activity; phosphatidylcholine binding
Source: RefSeq, a predicted model, not a curated record
AGUAAAGACGUCUGCUCUCGCUUGCAACGACACUGCUGUUGAGAUUCACCUGAAUAGAAAUUCAGUUUGCAUCCAGCAUAGCACUGUUGGCUUGGUGUGACGGCUUGGUGAAAUGUUAGGAUGUAAGAUGUUUUGUUUCCCUCUGUUUGGUUCCAAAGGUUGCCAGUGUAAAAGCUUUGGGCACUUUCUUUUAUAGCUAAUUUGGUUUCUCUCUGCACAAAAUGUUGCAAUAAUAGCAACCUCUGUUCCCUUCCAGCCACAGUCUGGUGGAAAUGUGAGAAAUGUUUCAAAACAUUAGCACUUCUCAGUCGUUUCCAGCUGGACUGUUACAUAAAGUGUAUGGAAAUUAACAGUGUAACACUACAUAGGCCAUCCUACUACUAAGUCUCAGUGUUACCACAUGGAGAAAGUGAAAGUUCGCACAAACUCAGUAUUGAUGACCAGUGCAAACAACCUGCCUGAGUAACUUUACCAGAGUGGCUUGAACUUUGCUCGCUACAUUAUCCAGUCAUCAGGGUUAGGUAGGCCAACUGGAUGAAUACUUAAAAACAUUCCCAAGCGUCGAAAUCACUUGUGUGCACUAGUUCAGCCAGCUGAGAGGAGUGGUAGGUGGGUGCAGUGGUGGCAGUAUCAGGCAGUGAAGCAGAACAUCCGAGAUGGCUGGAAGGAGACGAGGCCGAGGCAGCAACAUGCAGCAACAACAUGCCGCACAGAACCAGAGAGGCCCUCGCAGGGCUCUGAGGGAGCCAGCUGCUUUUGCCAGGUCUACAGGUUGUGAAUCAGAGAUCCCCCAUGAAAAGCUGACCAUUGCCCAAGCACGGAGAGGCACACCAGCUCAUCGUCCAGUGCGAGUCUAUGCUGAUGGGAUCUUUGAUCUCUUCCAUUCGGGACAUGCUAGAGCUCUGAUGCAGGCCAAAAAUCUGUUCCCCAACACUUAUCUGAUAGUAGGAGUUUGCAGUGAUGAACUCACCCACAAGUUAAAGGGUUUCACAGUGAUGACAGAAGACGAACGCUACGAAGCCCUGAGGCACUGUCGUUAUGUCGAUGAGGUGGUGCGAGACGCUCCCUGGACCCUUACUACAGAGUUCCUCAAGAAACAUAAGAUUGACUUUGUGGCCCAUGAUGAUAUCCCUUACACCUCUGCUGGUUCAGAGGACGUCUAUAAGCACAUCAAGGAAGCAGGAAUGUUUGUGGCCACUCAGAGGACAGAGGGCAUCUCCACAUCUGAUCUAAUCACUCGUAUCGUCCGAGACUACGACAUCUAUGUCCGUCGCAACUUGCAAAGAGGCUACACAGCCCAAGAACUAAAUGUUGGAUUCAUUAAGGAGAAGAAAUACCGGCUCCAGAACCAGGUGGACAAGAUGAAAGAGACAGUCCGUAAUGUGGAGGAAAAAUCCAAACAUUUUGUCUACAGAGUGGAAGAAAAGAGCCAAGACCUUAUCCUUAAGUGGGAAGAGAAGUCACGAGAAUUCAUUAGCAGCUUCCUGGAGCUUUUUGGACCAGAUGGAGCCUGGCAUGUGAUUCAGGAGCGGAGUGGUCGUAUGCUCCAGGCCCUCUCCCCCUACUCGUCACCCCGUGGCUCCCCCAGCAGCAGUCCCACCAGAAGACGUUCCAUUUCUCCUGACUCCUCCCCUGCCUCUGCCUCCCCCUCCUCUCUCUCCCCUCCUUCCUCUCCAUCCUCACCCUCCUCAACUAAAAAAGGGGCCCGCUCAUCUCUCAAGGCUGCUUCCUCUUACAGUAGACAUGUACAAUGAGUUG